GUCAGGUUUUCUAUGCGAGCUCUGCUGAGGGUUUCACCUUCCACGAGGCUGCGUCCAGCUGUCGUGAGCAGAGCGCCAUGCUAGCGUCCACCGGAGAGCUCUACGCAGCGUGGAAGAUGGGUCUGGACAGCUGCCAUGCUGGCUGGCUGGCAGACGGAAGUGUCCGCUAUCCCAUCAACAGCCCCCGCGCUGCGUGCGGCGGUGGGAAAUCAGGAGUUCACACUGUGUACGCUCACCCCAACCAGACAGGCUACCCUGAUCCUGACACCAGAUACCAUGCGUACUGUUUCAGAGUGGAUAUUCUUCUUAUUGCCAAUGAAACUGGACUGAACAUCAGAGAUAUCCAGGAGGCCCUCCUGAACCAGACAUCCCUGACUGAUCUGUUGAGGCCUGCAGGUCCUUCCAUCAUCCCUCCCAUCGCUGUGGACUCUUCAGGAUCAGGAUCAACAGACUCUGGGUCAGGAUCGGCAGACUCUGGGUCAGGAUCAGCAGACUCUGGGUCAGGAUCGGCAGACUCUGGGUCUGGAUCGGCAGACUCUGGGUCAGGAUCGACAGACUCUGGGUCAGGAUCGACAGACUCUGGGUCAGGAUCAGCAGACUCUGGGUCAGGAUCGGCAGACUCUGGGUCAGGAUCGGCAGACUCUGGGUCAGGAUCAGCAGACUCUGGGUCAGGAUCGGCAGACUCUGGGUCAGGAUCAGCAGACUCUGGGUCAGGAUCAGCAGACUCUGGGUCAGGAUCGGCAGACUCUGGGUCAGGAUCAGCAGACUCUGGGUCAGGAUCAGCAGACUCUGGGUCAGGAUCUGCAGACUCUGGGUCAGGAUCAGCAGACUCUGGGUCAGGAUCAGCAGACUCUGGGUCAGGAUCGGCAGACUCUGGGUCAGGAUCAGCAGACUCUGGGUCAGGAUCAGCAGACUCUGGGUCAGGAUCAGCAGACUCUGGGUCAGGAUCGGCAGACUCUGGGUCAGGAUCAGCAGACUCUGGGUCAGGAUCGGCAGACUCUGGGUCAGGAUCAGCAGACUCUGGGUCAGGAUCAGCAGACUCUGGGUCAGGAUCGGCAGACUCUGGGUCAGGAUCAGCAGACUCUGGGUCAGGAUCGGCAGACCCUAGGUCAGGAUCGGCAGACUCUGGGUCAGGCUCCAUGUUUGGAGGUGCCUCUGGGAGUAUCUCUGGAGACAUGUCUGGUUUCGGAGAGGCGUCUGUUUCUGGUGACUGGUCUGGAGACUGGGCUGGCAGUGCGAGUGCGGGUCUGCCCAGUGAAUCAUCAGGUUCUAGAGGUACCUAUGCUUUUGGAUCUGGUCUUGAGGGAGGAGGAUCUGGGAUUACCCUUGUUUUCUCAGACACUGAAAACUCUGGGGAAGGCUCCAGUUCAGGAGGAACGCAGGAGGCUGGAGAAGGAAGCACAGAGAUCCUCAUCUUGCCUUCAUUCGGAGCAGGCUCUAGGGUUCUGGGUGUAAGUGGGGAUCCAUCUGGACCUGGACAGUUCUCUGGUUACAUCAACACCAAGGACUUUUCUGGGUUUAGUGGUUCCACAUCAGGGUUCUCCUCUGGAAGUGCUGGUGGACAGUCUGGGGAACGCUCUGGGAGUGGUAACGCUCAGAUCUUACUGAUAGAUGCUGAACUGAUUGAUGCAUCUGAACCUGGAACCCACAAAGAGUUUGAGCUCGGUGGGGGUGUUCUGGCUUUUAGUGGCUCUGAGGACAUUUCAGGAUCUGGGACUCUCAGUGGGUCAGGUUCCAGGAGUGGUUCUGGAUUCUCAGGUGUAACCUUUGUGGGGUCAGGGCUCACUGACCUCACGGUGUCCUCCUCUGGGGAGCAGGAGGCCUCUGGGUUUUUACUCUACAGCUCUGGACAGGGAAGUGGGGGGCAUCCGUCUGGUUUUGGAAGCACAAGUUUCAUCUCAGGAUCUAGAUCAGGAACAUCUGGAUCAGGAACAUCUGGAUCAGGAACAUCUGGAUCAGGAACAUCCGGAUCAGGAACAUCCGGAUCAGGAACAUCUGGAUCAGGAACAUCUGGAUCAGGAACAUCUGGAUCAGGAACAUCUGGAUCAGGAACAUCUGGAUCAGGAACAUCUGGAUCAGGAACAUCUGGAUCAGGGUCCUCGACCAGCGGAGAGGAAGGCACUGUCACUUUCUUGUCUGGGGAUUUUACAGCCGAUGGCUCCCGACACGCCGCUCCGUCUCUGGAGCUCGGAAGGGGGUCGGUGGAUUACAGUGGAGGCAGCAGCAGCGGCUCCUUCUCUGGUGCGUCCUCAGCUGGCGGUGUUUCCUCAGGAUCCACCUCUGGAGAUCUUCAUCAGGUGGUGCUGCCCUCUCCAUCCAGCGAGUGGGCACUGACUGAGAGCACCACAGAACCUGAGGGAGCCCUCAUCCAGGCUGAACCGUCACAGACCUCUGGUGGUUUGUUCAGUACUCCCAGCCCUGUGCUGGCCCCUGCAGGACUGGCUGCCCCUCGCAGCUACGUUGCAGUGACGCCAGCCUCUGUGCAGAGCCCAGGGGAGGAUGGACCACGUGGUUCAGCAGACAGUGGUUUCAGCCCCUGUGCACCUGACCCAUGUGGAAACUCUUCCUGCUCGGUAGAGGGAGGGGUUGCUCUCUGCCACGAGGCAGAUGUGUGCCACCCCAACCCGUGUGCCAACGGAGCCACCUGUGUGGAGAGCGCAGACUCUUAUACAUGCUUUUGCCUGCCGAGCUACGGAGGGGACCGCUGUGAGACCGAUGAGCAGCUGUGUGAGGACGGAUGGACCAAGUUCCAGGGGAGCUGCUACCUGCACCCUGAGGACCGCGAGACCUGGGUCCACGCAGAGCAGCACUGCAGAGACCUGAAUGCACACCUGGUCAGCAUCAUCACACCUGAGGAGCAGCACUUCCUUAAUGCUCAGGUUCAGGAGUAUCAGUGGAUCGGUCUGAAUGAUAAGACGAUGGAAGGAGACUUCAGCUGGACUGACGGGACUCCUCUGACCUAUGAGAACUGGAAGUCUAACCAGCCUGACAGUGCCUCAGACUCUGGUGAGGACUGCGUGGUGAUGAUGCGGCAGGAGGCGGGGCUUUGGAACGACGUGCCCUGUGACUAUCACCUCCCCUUUACCUGCAAGAAAGGCCCAGUUUGGUGCGGCGCCCCCCCACAGGUAGAAAACGCCCACAUGUUUGGCUCAAGGAGGGAGGAGUAUCCUGUCAACUCCAUCAUCAGGUUUCAGUGUGACCCCGGCUUCAGACAGCGCCACCUGCCUGUGGUCCGCUGUAAAGCAGACGGACUGUGGGAGAGACCUCAGGUGGAAUGCACUGAUGUGAAAUCCAGAAGAAGAAGCGAGCGGAGGAGAGACGCAGAAGGGGAGGAGCUCCAGUGAGGAGGGCGGACACAAGGUCAUUAUUUAAAGGAACAGAUGGACUGUCCGUGUGACGAAGAGGAUUUCAGGGUGUUCUAUCAUGUUUGUCCAAUAUAUUUGAUGUUUGGUAACUUCAUGCUCUGAGUUGAUUUGAUGUGUGUUGUGUA
Molecule: messenger RNA, 3490 nt
Organism: Notolabrus celidotus (New Zealand spotty)
Lineage: Eukaryota; Metazoa; Chordata; Actinopteri; Labriformes; Labridae
Product: aggrecan core protein-like
Exons: 10
Biological process (GO): cell adhesion
Molecular function (GO): calcium ion binding; signaling receptor activity; hyaluronic acid binding
Source: RefSeq, a predicted model, not a curated record